AUGGGUGAUAUUUUGGACCAAUUAAAGUAUUUAAUUACAAACCAACCACAUCAUCGUCAACUAGCUCCACAACAAUCCAUUCCUAAUACUUCCACUUUAUCAUUGUUCAUACCAAAUUCAUUAUUAACCUAUUGGAACACCAAAUCUUAUACUCAAAAGAAACUAUUAUUAUUUCAAGCAACUUUAAUCUUAUCAACAGCUUUUUAUAUCUUAUUACCUUCAUUGCCAUUUUACAAGAAGAAAGAAAUGUUCUCCAAACGUCCUGAUAAAUACACUACAGGGUUUAUCAAUUUAAGAAAUGAUUGCUUUGCCAACUCUUCAUUACAAGCAUAUUCUUCAUUGCCUUCAUUAACUGAGUAUUUGAAUAAAUUCAUCACUUGUUUUAAGAAAUUGCUGGAAUUUAUUGAAACUCACGAUAUCGAUGUACAAAAAUUGAUUGAUUUAAGAUUGGAAUCCAAUAAAUUUUUACAAAAUUCCAAAUUUAAAAGAUCGAAUUCAACUUAUGAUAUCCCAUUACAUUUUGCUAUGGCUGCAAUGGUUAAAAAAUUACAAGAAAUUGAAUUAGCUUCAAGAACUAUAAGUGUUUGGACAUUUCUUCAUGAAUUGGAAAAAAUUUUUAAUGCAAAAAUGUCAAGAUCUCAACAUGAUGCACAUGAAUUAACUCAAUUAAUUAAUGAAACAUUAGAAAAUGAGAAUUUGAAAUUGAAAAGUUUUGUCAAAUUUUUAAUGUUAAAUUUGCAUAAAAUGUUGAAAGAUCAUCCAAGUCCUAAAGAUUAUAAUGAUUUAGAAAACAUUGUUGUUCCUGAAUUCCCAUUUGACGGUUUAAUUUUAAGUCAAAUGACUUGUUUAUCUUGUAAUGGAGUUUCAAAACCAAAUUUCUCCCCAUUCGUUAUUCUUACAUUGCCAGUCCCACUGGCUCCAAGCACAAAAUUGGAAAAAAUGUUGGAUGAAAAUGAAUCUGAACAAAUUGAAGGUUACCAAUGUAUUAAGUGCCGUGUCGGGAAAAUUGUGUUGAAUGAAGAACGAAUGAAACGUGAUAUCCCAUCAGAUCAAGAAUCAUUUAUUAAACAAAUUUUUGAUUUAUAUAAUAGUCCAAAUUUAUGUAUUAAUGAAGAUAUACCAGAAGAUUUGGAAAUUUUCAUUAAGAAUUAUAAUGUUGAUGGUAUUGAUAUUUCCAGAGUAACAUCAACGGUACAGAAAAAGUCCCAGAUUUUAAAACCUCCAAAGAUUUUUGGUUUGCAUCUUUCAAGAUCUUCAUUUGAUGGUCAAGUGGUGACGAGAAAUUCCUGUCAAGUUGAAUUUAAUGAUAAGAUGACUUUGUCUAUUGGUAGUGAAUAUCAUGAUAAAUUGAAACAAUUCCAAGCAAUGGUUCACGAAGAAGAUGAGAAACAAAUGGAAAAAUUGACUAAUAAAGUUUUAACUACCGAUGUAAACGAUAUGGAAGAUGAAGAUGUUCAACGUGAAGAUAUUGAAGAAAGAGGUCAAGAGGAUGACGAAGAAGAUGAUGAAGAGGAUUUGGGUGAUGUAACUGAUGAAGGAACGACCACUGAAAAUGCAACCGACGAGUUAGAAGAUGAUGAAGAAGAUGAAGACGAUGAAGAUAGUUCCUCAUUGACAUCUCAGGAAUCUGUACCACAAACCAUCACCACAUCCAGCACAAUAAGACCAAGCAGUGAUUCUACAAAUGGAUCUCAUGAACAUUCUAUUAACCUGGCUCCAAUAUCCAAUAAACAAACAGACAAUUUGAAGGAAAUUUUCAAGAGAUUUAAAUUUAAUGAUAACGAUUUGUACAAGUAUCGAUUGCGUGCUGUUAUCAAACAUGUGGGAUCACAUACUCAAGGGCAUUAUGAAUGUUUCAAACAUAAACCAUUAUUUGUCAAAGAUAAAGAUGGUAAUAUUUUUAAAUUAUCUCCUGAAAUUCAUGAUGAUAUAACUGGUGAAACACAUGCAAAUGCCGAAUUAAUUGACGAUAAUAGUAGUAGUAGUAGUAGUAAAGGAACCAGACGUAGAUCAUCUGUUCGUAGUAAUGGUUCAAAUGAUCUGGAUUCUAGAUUCCGUGGAAGAUUUUCAUCAAUGAUGGGUCGUAGACCUUCAGUAUUCCAAGCCAAUCCUUCAGGAGUCGAAGAAAUUAUUUCAUCUGGUUUACAAACCCCAGCUGAAAUAUUGGUUGAUGAUCCAAGUUUAAAUAAUUUUGAAAAUGCAUUUGCUGCUCAUAAUUUCAAAGAUAGCUUUGCCAAAACCAGUACUGUGAAUGAGGAGGACAAUGCUAAACCAGAAAAGAAGGUCAAGAUGAAGAAGAUUCCUUCAACUAUCACUAAACCAUAUUGGAGAAUCAGUGAUGCUCAAGUUACUGAAGUUACUAAAGGUGCAGUUUUAUCAGAAGAAACUACUGUUUAUAUGUUGUAUUAUGAAAGAGUCGAUAGAAAACAGAUCAAGCGUCAUCAUAGAAGUUAG
Messenger RNA from Candida tropicalis MYA-3404, 2454 nucleotides. Its product is annotated as putative ubiquitin-specific protease. The transcript has a single exon. Gene Ontology annotation, molecular function: cysteine-type endopeptidase activity; cysteine-type deubiquitinase activity. Lineage: Eukaryota; Fungi; Ascomycota; Pichiomycetes; Serinales; Debaryomycetaceae. Bases 1 to 2454 code for a protein of 817 amino acids. Gene Ontology annotation, cellular component: cytosol; nucleus. Gene Ontology annotation, biological process: protein deubiquitination. The record is from RefSeq and is a predicted model, not a curated record.